GAAAUGAUGUAAUCCAUCAGUUGACAAAAGAAAACUCAUCAUCCCUGUAUGUUUCCAUAACUCUGCAGAAUAGUACAAUGCUGUAUGAAAUGUACGACCGAUUCUCUGUCUCCGACGAAGCAGGGAAAUAUCAACUCUUUCUUGCAGGACCUGCCAGGGGAACUUUAGGAAAUAGUAUGUUAGACACAGGUUAUUCUGGUGCUGAUCUGUUUGGGAUGUACUUCUCCACCCCAGACAGAGACAACGACAAAUGGACUGGUGGUAGCUGUGCUGCUCUCAGUAACGUUAGAGGAGGCUGGUGGUUUAACUACUGUUAUCGAGCCUUUCUUAACGGUCAGUGGUCCCCGGGAGACUGGCGCAAUCCAUGGCAUCCCAAAAUAUCGAAUGGGACAUCAGUGAGGGGGACCACCAUGAUGAUCAGACGUAAUUAG
Saccostrea cuccullata (small rock oyster) is the source of this 431-nucleotide messenger RNA. RefSeq names its product fibroleukin-like. NCBI's taxonomy places the organism in Eukaryota, Metazoa, Mollusca, Bivalvia, Ostreida, Ostreidae. The transcript has 2 exons. The record is from RefSeq and is a predicted model, not a curated record. The annotation marks the transcript as partial.